This is a messenger RNA of Loxodonta africana (African savanna elephant), 1443 nucleotides long. Its product is annotated as complement factor H-related protein 1-like. Lineage: Eukaryota; Metazoa; Chordata; Mammalia; Proboscidea; Elephantidae. Gene Ontology annotation, biological process: complement activation. The coding region runs from base 1 to 1368 and encodes 455 amino acids. Gene Ontology annotation, molecular function: complement component C3b binding. The transcript has 7 exons. The record is from RefSeq and is a predicted model, not a curated record.
AUGUAUGGGAGACCCUUCCAAAUAGACCAUGCUCAGUUUCCUAACAGUGAAGUAGAUCCUAAAGGUCAGAUUGAGGCUUUUCUCUCACAAAUUCAAGCCUCCUUAACUGAAAUAAAAGACUAUACGACCUGGAGGCUGCUGGACCCUCCUGAUGGGUCCUUAUACCCCUUCUUACCAGGAGUCCUCAACAAGACCUACCCAGCAGGCGUGUCCUUCAACAUAUGGCUCAAACAGGAACUAAACAUGACCUACAUCACGGCCCAGGCCCAGAUAGAAAACUUGACUUUAAUGGAUAAUUGGAACAUCUCCCACCUCCAGGAUUGUGAAAUCUCCUUAAAAUGCCAACAGCACUGCUCAAACAUGCUGUUCCGUGAGCACAGUCCAAAAGGGCAAGGGAGCUUGUCUAGUGAGUGUUUGGGAGGAGAGAGAACUUGCAAUUUUCCAGAAAUUAAACAUGGAAAAACAUAUGGUGAAAAUCAACCUAAACGAACCUUCCCAGUUGCUAUGGGAAAAUAUUUGUACUAUACCUGUGAUCAUAGCUACUUGUCUGCUUCACAGUCUCUCUGGACUCGAAUAACCUGCACAGAGGAAGGCUGGUCACCAAUACCAAAGUGUCGCAGGCAGUGCUUUUUUCCUUCGGUGGAAAAUGGGCAUUCUUCGUCUUCAGGACAAAUACACCUGGAAGGUGACACUGUGCAAAUUUUAUGUGACACGGGCUACAAACUUGCCAAUGAUCAGAGCAGCAUUACAUGUAUGGAAGAUGACUGGUCCUCUCCUCCCAAAUGCAGCACUGCCGAUAUUUCUUGUGGGAAUCCACCCGAAGUGAAAAAUGCUAAUAUUAUCUCAGAACAGAAAACUAGGUAUCCACCUGGGGAGAGAGUGCGUUAUGAAUGUAACAAACCUUAUUCCCUGUAUGGGGAGGUAGAAGUGAUGUGUCUGAGAGGAACCUGGACAGAACCACCUGAGUGCAAAGAUUCUGAAGGAAAAUGUGGGUUCCCUCCACCUAUUGAAAAUGGAGACAUAAUUUCAUUCCCAUUACCCACGUAUGCUCAAGGAUCAACAGUUGAGUACCAAUGCCAGGCCUUCUAUGAACUUCGGGGUGACAAAUAUAUAAGGUGUAGAAAUGGACAGUGGUCAGAACCACCAAAAUGCUUAGAAGCAUGUGUAAUAUCAGAAGAAAUGAUGGAAAAACAUAAUAUAAAGUUGAAAUGGAAAUAUGACAAAAAAAUUUAUUUAAAAACAAAUGAUACUGUUGAAUUUACUUGUAAACGGGGAUAUACGGAAAAGACGCCAAGAGCAACUUUUCGAACAACUUGUCAGGAAGGGAAGCUGAAGUAUCCCAGUUGUGAAAAAUCAUACUUUGGUUAAAACGCGCUUAUAUAAUCGAUAUACAUACAUAUCCUCGAUUUUGUAUUAUUAAUCUAGUUUUUACAAUCUUAUUUU